Molecule: messenger RNA, 339 nt
Organism: Pediculus humanus corporis (human body louse)
Lineage: Eukaryota; Metazoa; Arthropoda; Insecta; Psocodea; Pediculidae
Exons: 3
Coding region: 1-339 (112 amino acids)
Source: RefSeq, a predicted model, not a curated record
AUGGCUCGAAGAGCGAGCGAAAGCUGGAUUGAUACACCUCCCGCCAUUGAGGUUGCAACAAUAAAUUCGAAUCUUCAAAGGAAAAAAUCACUGCCGGACGUACAAGUUUUACCAAAAUCCGUGGCGCCAAUGUCAAGGGAAGAAGCGUCCGUUUUAAGUUCGGCAAGGCGGGAAGAAGUAAGAAAAAUGAGGGAAGAAAAUGAGCGUCUGCGUGCAAAUCCUCUUUUAUAUUUUUUAACUCCUCAUUUCAAGGAAUGGUUUUCACGUCAGCAGCUUGUUAUGUUAGUUUUGUUUAUCAAUAUUUCUUUGGCAAUUAUGUUUUUCAAAUUACUCACAUAA